Dioscorea cayenensis subsp. rotundata (Guinea yam) is the source of this 905-nucleotide messenger RNA. RefSeq lists its product as uncharacterized. The coding region runs from base 98 to 673 and encodes 191 amino acids. The transcript is spliced from 2 exons. Lineage: Eukaryota; Viridiplantae; Streptophyta; Magnoliopsida; Dioscoreales; Dioscoreaceae. The record is from RefSeq and is a predicted model, not a curated record.
AGUUCUUGUCACCCAACCCGCGCGCUCUUAUCUUCUUCCUCGACCUUGAACACCUCCGCAUCACCAUCAAAAAACGAAAACCCUAGCUAUUCCUCCAAUGGCGCUCCUAACCUCUACCAUUACCCGGAGUACUAUAUACCCUCUCCUUCAGUACAACUCCAAGCCCUUCUUAUCCUCCUCCCUCUCUCCGGCCAAGGCCAGCCUCUCCCUUGGCAGGAGUUCUCAUAUCACGCACGCUAGGAGGGGCAUCUCAUCCCGCACUCGAAGGCUCGAGAAGGGCAGGAAGGGAGCCGUCGUCUCGCCUGAAGAAGAGCAGGAGGAGGUCGUGGGGGAUGUCGGGGAGGGCGCUGCUGUUGAAGAUCCAGGGGCGUAUGUCAGUGCAGAUGGGGUUCCUAUGCCAGAGCUCCCCGGGGUGGAGACUGAUUUCUGGGAGGGCCCUCAGUGGAAUGCCUUCGGUUUCUUCAUUCAGUACUUGUGGGCGUUCGGGAUCAUCUUUGGGCUGAUUGCAUGCGGAAUUGCUGUUGCAACAUACAAUGAGGGGGCAACAGAUUUCAAGGAAACCUCAGUCUAUAAGGAAUCUGUCCAAUCACAGGAGUUCUUAGAAGAACAAGAGUCAUCUGGCUCUGAUGUUUUUGAGGCCAAUCCAACGGAGGAGGCACCAAAUUUGGAGUAGUUAGAUGGUCGUAAAUAUGACAAAUGAGGCAUUGAUGCUUCAAAUAUAAGGUUGGUUGGAUCUGUUGUGCAUCUUUAUGCCUAAAAAAUAUGCUGUAUCUUGUGUGAUAUAGUUUACAUGUUAUUGUUUCUCCUAAAUCUUGAGUUUGUAAGAAUAAGUCUGGCUUAUUUUUCAAGCAAUAUUGUACAUUUUGUUAGUUGUAGUCAUAAAUUGAUCAGAUUGACUUUUGAAA